UCCAUUCUGUGUAGUUAGGUCACCAAGAUAUACAUUUAGGUUUAUUUGUUUCAUUUUACUUUCAACUUUUAUAGAUUGAUUUUUAAAAUUAAUCUUUAUCAUUUAAUCACAUAAAACAUGUAGGUUUCCAAAGUCAGAUACAUAAAACAGAGUAUAUGCAAAGUUUAGCCUCUUUUCCCUUCAUUCUAUUCUCUCCUUCCUCAUAUGAACUAUUAAAAAUUUUUGUUAUACUUCCACUUUUUAAAAAUAUAAGUAUUUAUUUAUUUACAUUUGUACCUCCCUACUCCCUUUCACAAUUGAAUAGUAGAGGUAAUGGGCAUACUUUCUUAUUCCUGACGUUAGCAGGAAAGCCUCUAGCAUUUCACCAUUGACAUCCUCUAAAACUUUUUGCAAAAUGCGGGCAACGCUAUCCAUUCUAAAUAAUCUUCCACAGCAUUUCUUGGCAAGAAAAACAAUGUGAAAACUCUCAAACUGAAAAGUGGCCCGCCAACAUGCCUGUUGACUGAGUAUUAACCCAUUUGGGGAGAGCUUCAAGAGCUCCGAACUCGACUUAGUACAUUUUACACAAGAAGAAAACUGAGAGGAACUGCCCCAAGGAACACUGGGAACGGGCGAGAGCUCCAGGAUCCUGCCCUGCAGUCCAGGGGUCCUGGAUAAGUCUACCAAGACUUUCUUUUUUAUUUUCUUUCUCUCUUUUUUUUAAAGUGUACUCAAUACACAGAUACGUAUUUUUACAGAGAGGAAUAUUUUAGGAGACCCUCGAAGGUUAAGAAGUGGCAGAAGGCUGCAAGGCUGGAUGAAGCAGUUACCGCCCGCGCAACCACGAUCGCCCAGAGCCCCAGAAGGGUGCCCCGCUCGCACCCACUCAUACUGGGAAGCUCCGGUUCUAGUUCGGGGGCGACAGAACUCGCGGAGAUGCUGUGAAGGCACGAAGUAGGGAGGUCCAAAUGAGAGGGCGCGGGACCAUUAAGUCAAAGCUGUCACACUUGGCGCUGGGACAGGGCAGACAGACACAGGCAGCAUUCCAGCAGAAGUCGGGCGAAGACACAGCGGGGCGAGCACACCACAGGGUUCGCUUCCGCCUGGCCCCGCCCUCCCCGGUGCGCUCCGAGCUGCCGCCGGCCGCCGCCGCAACGAGCGAGAAGCCCGCGGCGCCGACCGACCUGGGCGCGCCCGCGCCGCACAGCAGCCUGGCCCUGAGCUUCGAGCUGCAGGCCGCGCGGGCCGCAGCGGGGGGCCCCUUCGAUGCCGCGAAGGCCGUGGAGGAGCAGCUCAGAAAGUCCUUCCAGACCCGCUGCGGCCUGGAGGAGAGCGUGGCCGAGGGGCUGAACGUGCCGCGCUCCAGGCGGCUCUUUCGAGACCUGGUGAGCCUGCAGGUGCCGGAGGAACAGGUUCUGAACGCCGCGCUGCGGGAGAAGCUGGCGCUCCUGCCGCCGCAGGGUCGAGCCCCCGCCCCGAAGGACCCACCUGGGCCAGGGCCAGACAUGACCAUCCUGUGUGACCCAGAAACACUAUUUUAUGAAUCUCCACACCUGACCCUGGAUGGGCUGCCGCCGCUCCGGCUUCAGCUCCGGCCCCGCCCUUCAGAGGACACCUUUCUCAUGCAUCGGACGCUGAGGCGGUGGGAAGCGUAGACCUGGAGGCUCCCUGGAUUGCUACUUCCUAUUUUUGUGUUAAAACUAUUUAUCGGAAUAAAGUGGUUUUGCUAACAAA
Molecule: messenger RNA, 1713 nt
Organism: Equus caballus (horse)
Lineage: Eukaryota; Metazoa; Chordata; Mammalia; Perissodactyla; Equidae
Gene: PPP1R35
Product: protein phosphatase 1 regulatory subunit 35
Biological process (GO): positive regulation of cilium assembly; negative regulation of phosphatase activity; positive regulation of centriole elongation
Cellular component (GO): centriole
Molecular function (GO): phosphatase binding
Source: RefSeq, a predicted model, not a curated record